AUGAGGCCCUACACUUCUCUACUUUUGACAACUCUUAGCCUCCCCGGCGCCCUCUCCAACUUCCUGGGCCCGAUCUACCCAGCUCCCAGAGACCUCACCAGCAGCAACAGUCUCGUCGCGGCCGCCUGGAAGAAUCUCACGAUCAGUCUCGACAGGAGCUUGCAUGGCCAGUCCAACUCGACCCUCUCCGAAUUCAACGACCUCACCUUCUCCGUUGGGCUCUUCUCCACGCGUGAUUCAAAAGCAGAAAAACUGCAGUACCACCAUGCCGCACCUGAAACCCGCAACGCCUCGUUCGGUACCCAGACAGUCGACGGAGACAGCAUCUACCGCGUUGCCAGCGUCUCCAAGCUUUUCACCGUCCUCGCCGGGCUGAUCGAACUCGACCUGGAGGAGUGGGAACGGCCGCUUUCAGAGAUCUUCCCCGAGUUCGCACACUUCGUCCGCGAGAAGUCCAAUACCCUCGACCCCAUCUACGACACCCAAUGGAACGCAAUCACUCCCUUCGCCCUGGCCAGCCAGAUGGGCGGGAUUUCACAAUACGGCGCUCCCUGGACCCCGGACUAUCUGGCCUUGUAUGUCCUCGAGCCCCUGAUUUUAGGUACCUCGUCGCCCGAGUACAACCCAGCCACCUAUGGCUUCCCACCAGUCGAUCCAUCCGACCCGGCAAACCACGCCCCCUGCACAACGCCCGAGGGAUUCGUGGGAGGGAUAUGCGACCCCGAGUCCUACGCCGAAGGCGCAUCCACGAACCCACCCAUCGCCCUCCCCUGGACAAGUCCAGUCUACUCGAACAACGGCUUCACCCUCCUCGGCAUGGCGAUCGCGAACCUAACAGGGAAAACCCUCGACGAUGUCUACCAGGAAAGCAUCUUCGACCCUCUGAACAUGACCUCUUCGUACUCCGUCGUCCCGCCAAACUCCACACUCCCCCGCAGCGUCGUGGCCGGCGAACCACAGGCCAACUUCGCCAUAGACAAUGGCCUCUCCAAGUCCUCCGGCGGCAUCUUCUCAACCCUCAACGACCUCGCCAAGUUCAGCACCGCAAUUCUAAAUUCUACCCUCCUGGACACCCACACAACCCACCGCUGGAUGAAGCCCGUAACCCACACCUCGGACCUGCACUACGCCAUCGGCGCCCCCUGGGAAAUCUACCGCUACGAACACCCCGAGACCGGCCUAGUCACAGACAUAUACACCAAGCUCGGCGACUCGGGAUCCUACGGCGCAAUGACGCUCUUCAUCCCGGACUUCGACGCAGGGCUUAACCUCAUCACGGCCAGUACCCAGGCCACAAGAAGCCAGCAAACGCUCGACCUCGUCCAGGCGGUUAUCGGCGUCUUCCUCCCCGCUCUCACAAAACAGGCAGCCCGUGAGCUCGAGCAGAAGUACACAGGAACCUACGUCUCGGCCACACCGGGCCUAAACAGCUCGCUCACACUUACCCCUUCCAAGAUCCCCACCUCCCCAGGUCUAUCCAUAACAUCCUGGAUCCAAAACAGCACGGACGUCCUCAGCAUCUUCUACGGCUCGCCCAUAUUCCCCACCAAGGCGACGCUCCGCCCCCUGAUUACCCCGCACGGCUCCAAUCAAAUCGCUUUCAGACUCGCCACCACACCGGCUGACCCUGUUCUCCCCCGUGAUCCGAGCAAUCUGUUCAGCGCCUUCUAUGAUGCGGAUCAGUUUGCGCAGUUGGGACAGUAUACCUAUGCGAAUCUGUAUAUUGGGGAGUUUGUUUUUGAGAUUCAGGAGGAUGGGAGGGUGAGCGGGGUUACGCCGGCUGCGUGGGUUGGGAGGUUGGAGAAGGUGUGA
Messenger RNA from Aspergillus mulundensis, 1812 nucleotides. RefSeq lists its product as uncharacterized. The record is from RefSeq and is a predicted model, not a curated record. NCBI's taxonomy places the organism in Eukaryota, Fungi, Ascomycota, Eurotiomycetes, Eurotiales, Aspergillaceae. The coding region runs from base 1 to 1812 and encodes 603 amino acids. The transcript has a single exon.